CCCUUAACAGAGGACAGGGGGACAGCGGAUAUACUGUACUGUUACCGUAAAACAUUUCAGGUCCCGGUUUGUCGCCACUAACUAGGCAUGGCUGUCUGGUAAUGUGGACAGUCGGCUGUGAAAGCCAUCGAUGUCGCUGCCGUCCCGCCGUGCCUUUGAGAGUCCUGCCGGGCCGAGACUUACCAACAUGGCCUCAGCGAUAACGUUACCCCGCUGCACAUCUGUCAGACUCCCCGCUGUGGCCACUGUAGUCCUGCUCCUAAUGUCGGUGACCACUGUACAAGCAUCUCAAGGCGACAAGGAGCCGGUUUAUCGAGACUGUGUGAAGCAAUGUGUCCGGACCAACUGCACCGGAGCUCGGCUACGGGGGUUUCAGUCUGCCCAGCCGCAGUACAUGGCGCUGACAGGUUGGACGUGUCGUGAUGACUGUCGCUAUCAAUGCAUGUGGACCACGGUGGGCCUUUACCAGGCCGAGGGGUACAGAGUCCCACAGUUCCACGGCAAGUGGCCAUUUGCACGCUUCCUGUGUUUUGAGGAGCCAGCUUCUGCCCUGGCCUCUCUGCUGAAUGGCCUGGCUUGCCUUCUUAUGCUGCUGCGCUAUCGAGGCACGGUGCCUCGCCAGAGCCCCAUGUACCCCACCAUCAACGCCUUCUCUCUGGUAUCUCUUAAUGCCUGGUUCUGGUCCACUGUGUUUCAUACCCGGGACACCUAUCUGACCGAGAAAAUGGACUAUUUCUGUGCAACAGCAGUCAUUCUUUACUCAAUUUACCUUUGCUGUGUCAGAACAUUGGGUCUGAGGCGACCUGGGGUGUCCAGCAUGGUGGGAGUCCUGCUCAUCUUGGCCUUUACCUCGCAUGUGUCCUACUUGACCUUUGUCAAUUUUGACUACGGCUACAACAUGGCUGCUAACGCCACCAUUGGCAUGGUGAACCUCCUGUGGUGGCUGUGUUGGUGCUGGCAGAACCGGCGAACCCUGCCAUACUGGUGGAAGUGCGGCCUGGUGGUGCUGCUGCUUCAUGGUCUGGCCCUGCUGGAGCUGCUGGACUUCCCCCCAAUGCUCUGGGUUCUAGACGCUCAUGCUGUGUGGCAUCUCAGCACCAUACCAGUGCACUUCCUUUUUUACAGUUUCCUGAUAGACGACAGCCUCUACCUACUAAACACAGAGAAGAUGGGUGUCAAAGUGGAAUAGGAAGAGCUCAUCACCUCUUCGUCAAGCCUAGGCCCUCGCACCUCUCUAAUCAGGGCAGCCGGACACCUGAACAUGGAAGUAGCUCAGCCUCCCAGAUGACAUGCAUGACACCACUAUGACUUCCAUCAAAGUAGACUUUGUUUACAGUUCUCUUGUUUGUUUGUUUUUUUUGUUUUUUUUACAUCACAAUUGAGGCUUGCUCUACUUAACCUUGGCUUGUGCUGACAUGUGCUCUUUAAUUCUUUUGACAUUUAUCAGAACUGGAAAACAGGGUGAGUGAAAAAGUUUUUGUGUUCGAACACAGAAAACUGUUACGAUUGGUAUCCGUCUCAUGGGUGCUUCUGAAAUUGAUCCCUUGAACUUGGAAGUCUGGCUUAGCUCUGCACAAAUGGCAGUUUACUGUGGCUGACAAUAGAUGGCACCAAAUCCAUUGCUAGGCCCUCAUAACUGACUGCGUUUGGUACAGCAUGUGUCCGGGUCUAUCUGUGCCAAAAGUGGACUGGUGGACACGGAGAGGUGCCC
Perca flavescens (yellow perch) is the source of this 1711-nucleotide messenger RNA. RefSeq names its product post-GPI attachment to proteins phospholipase 3 (gene pgap3). The coding region runs from base 131 to 1189 and encodes 352 amino acids. Gene Ontology annotation, molecular function: hydrolase activity, acting on ester bonds. The transcript has 8 exons. Gene Ontology annotation, cellular component: endoplasmic reticulum membrane. The record is from RefSeq and is a predicted model, not a curated record. Lineage: Eukaryota; Metazoa; Chordata; Actinopteri; Perciformes; Percidae. Gene Ontology annotation, biological process: GPI anchor biosynthetic process.